UCCUUUUCCCAGACGUCCGGUGCGAAUGGUUCAUUCUUCGUUGCUCGCAAUCGCACGCCGAUAGUACGGCGGCGCGACAUGGUAUCAGAAGUGGGAUAUCAUCAGUCCAGGUUCGCGAAAGCAAGCGUAAAAGACUAUGGCGAACGAAACGCCACCGGCACCUACGGGAACGUUUGGACUUCAACAGCCACCACAGCUGGACUUCGACAACACAACAGAGUGGCCGGCGUGGAUAGAACAUUUCGACGAUUACCGCUUCGCCACAGGCAUCAACGAAAGAACCGGUGAGGCACAAGUCCGCACGCUAUUGUACACAAUGGGCCGGCAAGCAAGGGAAAUUUUUGCCACGUUCGACCUUUCGGCAGAGGAGGCAAAGGACUUCGACCUCGUCAAGCGAAAGUUCGACGAGCACUUCGUCAAGGAACGAAACGUCGUGUAUGAAAGUGCAUGUUUUCACCGAAGGCUACAGAAGCCAGGAGAGUCCGUGGACCAGUACGUUACGGCACUGCACGUCCUCGCAGACCGCUGCGAAUUCGGUGAGAUGAAACAACGCAUGAUCCGGGACCGGUUUGUCGUGGGGCUCCAUGACGACAAGCUUUCCGAAAACCUGCAAAUGGACGCCAAGCUGACCUUGUCAUCGGCGUUAGCCAAGGCACGCCUCAAGGAAGUGGUGCACCAGCAGCAGCGAGAACUUCGUUCAGGAGAGCCCGGUCAACAGGCCUGUUCUUCGACGAAAGAGGACCUGAACGUAGACGCCGUGAGCCGACGCCGGGAUGCACCUCGAAGAAAAGUCUACGGGUCGGAAACAUCACAUCGGGACAAGCAGUGUUCUUUCUGUGGAGGCGACCAGCAUCCAAGGUCGGUGUGUCCUGCAAGGGCACAGAAGUGCUUCAAUUGCCACACCAAGGGACAUUUCAGCCGGGCCUGCAGGAAGGAGUCGGCGUCGUCUCCAAGAAAGGUACAAGUGUCAUCCGUACAGCAAGAGACUGGCGAACUUUUUCUGGGGGCGAUAAAUGUUCCGGACGCGAAAGCGCGGUAUGUCCAGAUAACCUUGAACUCUGUACCAGUGUUUGCUAAAGUUGAUUCAGGAGCAGAAGCCACUCUUGUACCGUCUACGUUUCCAGGCAUUCCGUUUAGGCUGGAAACAGCAAGCGAAGUACUGACUGGUGCGGGAGAAAAUCGCCUUACGGUACUUGGAAAGUUCAAAGCUAAGUUAAUCUGGAAGGACAAAGUGUCGAUGCAAACUGUCUAUGUCGUGAGUCCGCUUCGCCAGGUACUUCUAGGGUUACCAGCCAUAGAGGCUUUGGGAGUUGUAAAUUUCAUCGAUGGUGUGUCUCUGGAUAAACAAAAUUAUGAUGUCCCCGCGUUUUUGAACUUUGAAAUCAAGCAUAAGUGGAAGAACCUGUUCCUUGCGAAAAUAUUUUAG
Messenger RNA from Ixodes scapularis (black-legged tick), 1426 nucleotides. RefSeq lists its product as uncharacterized. The transcript has 2 exons. The record is from RefSeq and is a predicted model, not a curated record. NCBI's taxonomy places the organism in Eukaryota, Metazoa, Arthropoda, Arachnida, Ixodida, Ixodidae. Gene Ontology annotation, molecular function: zinc ion binding; nucleic acid binding. Bases 137 to 1426 code for a protein of 429 amino acids.